GUGGCUAUAAAAUCCACUAGCCAUCGCAGAGAAGUCAGACCUCAUCCUCCAAGGAGCUGCAGCAAUGAAGGCUUUAGUCCUCACCGUCCUCUUCCUCCUCAUUGCAGCCAGUGAAGCCACAGUGUAUACCAAAUGUGAACUGGCUUCAGCUCUGAAACAAAAUGGCAUGGAUGGCUAUUAUGGCUACAGCUUGGGCAACUGGAUCUGUAUGGCUUAUCAUGAAAGCAGGUACAACAGCAGAGCUGUGGGGCCACCAAACUCGGAUGGCAGUCGUGACUAUGGGAUUUUCCAGAUAAACAGCCGCUGGUGGUGCAACAAUUACCAGGGUCCUACAGCUAAUGGCUGCAAUAAGCCUUGCAGUGCUUUCACAGAUGAUGACAUCACAGAUGAUAUUGUUUGUGCUAAGAGAAUUGUGCGUGAUCCGAACAAGAUGGAUGCCUGCACGGAGUUGGGGCAGGUAGCAGAAGAAUUUGGCAGAUGGCUUUUUGAACACCAGGACUCUGACCCCAUGGAUGAGCUCCAUGGGACCAGAGAUCUGGGUUGCCUGGACAAACAACUGCAGAGGAAGAGAUCUGUCAGAAUGGACUCGUGGCUGCAGGCUCUGAGAUUCACCAUCCUGCACUUCUCUUCACCCUCCUGUGAUGAAAGCGAUGAUAUUCCUGAUAUCAACAAGAUUUAA
This is a messenger RNA of Candoia aspera, 679 nucleotides long. RefSeq names its product lysozyme C, milk isozyme-like. Gene Ontology annotation, molecular function: lysozyme activity. The coding region runs from base 65 to 679 and encodes 204 amino acids. Lineage: Eukaryota; Metazoa; Chordata; Lepidosauria; Squamata; Candoiidae. The transcript is spliced from 5 exons. The record is from RefSeq and is a predicted model, not a curated record.